GGAUGGGAUGGGAUGGGAUGGGUAUGUUUCCGGCUUCCCAUUGUUGCUUUAGGCAUUAGGGGGUCUCCCUCUUCCUGCAGUUCAGAUUAGCUUGGCCAGUUCCUCUGAAGAAUAACUGUGAAGAAAUUUCCUUCUCCCCAUUUUAGGAGAUGGCAAACUAAGGAUGUGAUCACCAUUGUCCAACUAGAAAGUUUUUUUAUUAUUAUUAUUAUUUUCCUAACCUCCCUGGUUUUGUUCUUCUUCCAAUUACAAGGUGGAUGGAAGCAGGCUGAGAUGAGUCAGCUUGGACCAGUUUUGCUAAUCCAGCUCUCCUGCUGAGAGAGGUCAGCUCUGCUCUGUAUGCUAGAAAACUCAGCCUCGGCAGCAAAGGGGGAUAUGUUGAACUGGAGUCAAGGGGUUGGUUUGCAUCUUGGAGGCAAACUUUCUGGUCUCCCAUUUAGCACCCCAGAAAAGGUAUGCCUCAGAAAAGGUAUGCCAUCUCAGGUGCUGAGUGUGGUGCUCCGACCUGGGUGAUGGUUAUGGAUGGGAAUGUCACUAGGACAUUCUGUGCCAGCUACGGUAAACAGAAGUAGUGGAAAGGGUCUCUUACAAAAUAAGGUCUGUCCUUUCACCAUCUUUAGGACAGUUCCCCAGUUGAUUGUGCUUUUUGUUUAUUGGUUUAUGGUCCUCCUUAGAUGUCCCACCUCUGGCACCAGGGCUGCCCUCUGCAUUUCUCCAGGCCACUUCUGGUGCUUUUCACAGACAAGAAUCAGAGAUGGUGAAUAUUCUUAGGAAAACAGUUUAACUCAUUUUGAAACCAAGCAAGAGCUAACCAGCAAGGACUUGGCCCAGGGGUCCCUAUUGACUCAGAGUUUCCCACUCCUCUCUGGCCCAGGUUCUCUGAAGGAUGGAAUCCGGCUCCCUGAGGAGCAAAGUCCCAGCUUUCUUAUCAGACCUGGGGAAAGCAACCUUGAGAGGCAUUAGGAAAUGCCCCCGAUGCGGCACCUACAACGGCACUCGUGGGCUGAGCUGCAAAAACAAGACCUGUGGCACCGUCUUCCGCUACGGCUCAAGGAAGCAGGCCGGCGUCGACGCGGUCAAAAUCGUCACCGGCUCAGACCUCCAGGUCUACUCCGUGCGGCAGAGGGACAGGGGGCCCGAGUACCGGUGCUUUGUGGAGCUGGGCGUCUCGGAGACCACCAUCCAGACCGUGGACGGGACCAUCAUCACCCAGCUCAGCUCUGGGCGCUGCUACCUCCCGGCCUGCUUGAAGGCGACCACCCAAGGGGUCGUGGAAAACCAGUGCCAGCACCUGAAGCUGGCUGCGAGCUGCCAGACAGAGGCCACCCCUCUGGCCCUGAAGAGCUCCGUCUUGAAUGCCAUGCAGGCCUCGCCCCAGACCAAGCAGACCCUCUGGGAGCUGGCCACUGAGCCCACCGGGCCCCUGGUCCAGAGGAUUACCAAGGGCGUCAUGGUGGUGAAGUGCAAGGCCAGCCCGAAGCAUAGCUUGGGCUACCUCCAUAUCACCUUUGCUCACAGGGCUGGCCACAAGCAGCCGGCAGGGCACCACUUUUUCUGCCCUUGCCAGUCCUUGAAGCCCAGCAAGGGCACCUCUGCCCCAGAAGAGGGCGGCCAGAAAUGUAUCCACUUCUUUGCCUGCCUCUGCGCCUUCGCCAGUGACGAGGCCUUGGCCCAGGAGUUUGCAGAUUUCCUCAGCGAGGAUUCUGGCGGUCUGAAGUCGACGGCGGGAGCCCCACUGGCUUGCCAGCCAGAAUCCACCCUGCCCUCGGGGGACUCCGUGGCCUCCAAGGUGAAGCGGAAGAAGAAGGAUGAAGGGUCAGGCACGCAAGCCGGCAGCCCCCUCUCAUCUCAAGACCUGGCAAACAACCCCUUGCAGAAAAGCGGACUGAAAAAGGCACCUGCUGCAUCGCUGAAGAGGCAAACUGGCAGCCAGAUGCUCGAUGAGUCCCAGGUGGCCUUGUCCUUCCAAGAAUGGCUGGCCAGCGUCACGGAGCGGAUCCACCAAGCCAUGCAUUACCAGUUUGAUGGCAAACCAGAGCCCCUCGUCUUUCACAUCCCACAGACCUUCUUCGAGGCUCUCCAGCAGAGGAUCUGCAUUGGGAGCAUCAAGAUGCGACUUCCCAAUUCAACGACAGCCUUUGUCCGCAAAGAUGCCUUACCAUUGGGCACCUUUUCUAAAUAUACGUGGCACAUUACCAACAUCUUGCAGGUCAAGCAGAUCUUUGACACGGUUGAGAUGCCCCUGGAAAUAACCCGCAGCUUUAUCCAGAACCGGGACGGCACCUAUGAGCCCUUCAGGUGUCCCAAAGUAGAGGUGGAGAGCAUCGCAGAGAGCUAUGGGCGCCUGGAGAAGCAGCCCGUUCUUCGGCCCCUGGAGCUGAAAACCUUCUUGAAAGUUGGCAACACGUCCCCCGACCAAAAGGAGCCAACGCCGUUCAUCAUCGAGUGGAUCCCAGACAUCCUCCCCCAGUCCAGAAUCGGCGAACUGAGGAUCAAGUUUGAGUAUGGCCACUACAGGAACGGUCAUCCAGCGGACUACCAGGAGCAGCGGCCUUCCCUGGAGCAAGCCCUGGAGCUCAUGCCGCUCACCACCAUCACCUUCCCUUGACCGCCUGGCGUGUCCCUCUGCACAGCUUGGCUCGCCCAAGCCCGCUUCAUAGCUAGCCGGCCCUUUCUGCUCCCUACCAGCCACUGGCCAGAAGAGCUGCAAUUCGGUGUGACUUUGCUAUAAACGACCCCCGUCUGUCCUCAAGAAAAACCAUCUUCUUCAGUUGCAACGUGUGACCUUCCUUUCCACCCGGAACUGCUGUGUUCCCACCACCUGUUCCGGCAGCUCAAAGGGCCAGAUUGCCGGAUGCUGCUAUCCCUUUGUUGGCGUAUUUUACAGUAUAUUUUUAAAAUAAAUAAAAUUAAAGCCAUGCCAA
Molecule: messenger RNA, 2924 nt
Organism: Candoia aspera
Lineage: Eukaryota; Metazoa; Chordata; Lepidosauria; Squamata; Candoiidae
Gene: C9H2orf42
Product: chromosome 9 C2orf42 homolog
Exons: 8
Coding region: 887-2608 (573 amino acids)
Cellular component (GO): nucleus
Source: RefSeq, a predicted model, not a curated record